Hypoxylon trugodes is the source of this 2379-nucleotide messenger RNA. RefSeq lists its product as uncharacterized. The record is from RefSeq and is a predicted model, not a curated record. Gene Ontology annotation, molecular function: DNA-binding transcription factor activity, RNA polymerase II-specific; RNA polymerase II cis-regulatory region sequence-specific DNA binding. Bases 1 to 2379 code for a protein of 792 amino acids. NCBI's taxonomy places the organism in Eukaryota, Fungi, Ascomycota, Sordariomycetes, Xylariales, Hypoxylaceae. The transcript has 3 exons. Gene Ontology annotation, biological process: regulation of transcription by RNA polymerase II.
AUGUCGCAUCAUCACUCGAGGAAGAGAGCUCAAUCGAGAGCCUCGACCGCUUCGAUCCACAGCGUCGCCACUCAACCGACUCUCGACCAAUCCCUCAUGACCCAUCAUAACUCCUUUCCGGAUCAAUGGGGUCCGACUGAUCAUGGUCCUUCUAGAGACAUGCCGGCAUUACAACCUAUGCCAGCCGGUGAUAUGAUGCUUCGUCCGACCUCUCAGUUACAGCCCGGCCAAUCGUUCCCAUCAAACUUGAGCAUGCAAUCUACUGUUGGUCCCGCCAUGGCAUAUCACCAACCUCAAGGCUUGCAUCAUGCCGUAUCAUCCGAGACGUUUGGUGCUAACGCAAGCUUCACCGACGCUGAUAGUCAGAUGUUGGAUCGCGAUGAAGGCGACGAGGCUGACUCGGCUGCGGGCCCUUCUGCUGGCUCGAAACCUACAUCUAGUCGCACCAGUGCUAACAACGAAUUGGAAAUGCGCCAGCUCUUCCAGUCCAAUAAACAUAGGACCCUUGGAGACGUCGCAACAGAAUUACAUGGUAAUGAGCGCGGUCCUAAUUCGGAACGUGCUCGCCAGAUCUUCGCAAUGCUCUGGAUCAGUCACACUUGCGCAGCAGGCAAGGGUUCUGUGCCUAGAGGUCGAGUGUACGCAAAUUACGCAUCCCGUUGCGCAACGGAGCGCAUAACAGUCUUGAAUCCGGCAAGCUUCGGGAAGCUAGUGCGUGUGCUUUUUCCAGGUCUAAAGACGCGGAGACUUGGAGUCCGUGGGGAGUCUAAGUACCAUUAUGUUAGUUUCAUAUUGAUUGAUGAUCAACCCGAUCUCAGAGAGCCCCCUCUCCGUCCUGCGCUCUCCUUUCCGGAGACCCAGUCCUUCACUCAAUCUGCUAGUGCUCCACAAUCACAAUCUCCCGCUUUGAAUACGCAGAAUACUGCUUUACCAUCUCCGACCCUUGUCCAGCACUCCGAUACACAAGCCGACUCGCAACCGACAGGCUCUAAGGCACACAGUCUUUACAACCAACCCGAUUUAACUAGCAUCGAUCUGUUGGAUUCAUCCAAGUCCAAGACUUCUAUUCACUUAGCUUUUGCUACUGAGGAUGAAGAGAUAAAACAGCAAACUGAGCCUGUUAUUCUGCCCUCAAUCGAACCGUUUUUGCCGAGCGGAACAGACCCGGAUGCGGCUAAGUCCCUCACCGCACUGUACCGAUCCCAUUGCACAUCGCUUAUCGAGUGUAUUCGCUACUGCAAGGACAAAACGUUCUUCCACCUUUACACAUCUUUCCAAGGCACCCUCACAAUGCCUGUGCAGAAGCUCUUCUCCAAUCCCAGCAUUGCGACUUGGAUUGAAGAAUGCGACUUCAUGCUUUACCAAAGAAUGAUGCAGAUAAUUUCUGUUCUUACGUUGCAAGUUAUCCCAAAGACAGUACUUGAUGCUCUACGAAGCAUAUCAGAGCGACUAGUCUAUCACAUACGUGAGGCCUACCAGGGUCAGCCAAGACAUGUAGUCCAGGCCAAGGAAGCUCCAGCUACCAUAUUCGCUGGUCUACUUGAUCGUGUUUUACGAGUCAAUCUCACUGCACAUGCAGCUGCAAAUAUGCUUUCGCUUUCUGCCAACCGAGAUCAGAUGUAUUUGGACUGGAUCUCAUCAGUCAGAAUACGCAAAAUUGCAGAAUGUGUACCUACCAGAGGGAUGGACGACGUCGUUAACAUUUUUCUUAACGAGAUAAAAUAUCUAGUUAAUCCCCUUGAGGUUCCUUGGGAUGUUGAGUGUCUCACGCUAUAUGGCCAAAUUACUCCACACAGUCGUCAAGAAUCGCCAGAACCCGGCUCUACUAAGAAUGAAGAGGGUGUGCUUGAUCGAUGGGUCAAAUUUUUACGCUCACUUCCUGUACGUUUCCCCUACGCCACACCUAAGGAUAUAAUGUGGUGCGUACAGCGUGUUGGAACUGAGGUCAUGAGAGACCUGACCAUAUGCCAAUGUAAGAGCUUUGGUGCAUGGUGGGUAACCAAGUGUUGGAUUGACGAGAUGAUCGCAUUCCUCGCCGAGUAUGGUGGUUUCCUGCGAUCCAAGAACUCACUCCCGCCAGUUGCCUGCGCGUCUAAGCGCUCAAUUACCAACGAUGAGAUGAAUCAUCGUGGUUCACGAAUUAGCAGUGGAAGUGACGACUUCAACCUCUCACGCCUCUCCCACCCGCAACCAGACAGAGCUCUAUUCCCCCCUCAGGUUGAGGCCAACAGACAGGACUCAUUACCUCCGUCAGCUAGCCACGAUGAUAGUGGCAUCGGCAUUCGGACACCGGAGGAAGACUUUCCUAUGGAGAAAUUUGAGUUGCAACAGGGUCAAGACCCUAGUUUCCCUCCCCUCUUGACACAGGCUUUGCAGUAA